This is a messenger RNA of Numida meleagris (helmeted guineafowl), 1141 nucleotides long. RefSeq names its product carboxymethylenebutenolidase homolog (gene CMBL). The coding region runs from base 331 to 1068 and encodes 245 amino acids. Lineage: Eukaryota; Metazoa; Chordata; Aves; Galliformes; Numididae. Gene Ontology annotation, molecular function: hydrolase activity. The transcript is spliced from 7 exons. The record is from RefSeq and is a predicted model, not a curated record.
CUUUAAAAUGACUCAGCAAACUGAAACACAGUUGAGGGAGGAUAGACCUUAGGCAACCCAGAUACAUUUGUUUGAUGAAGCAGCUUUGAAAGAACAGCAACCAGUAAACCCAAAGCUCUUCCACACAGCAUCACCAGCACUAUGAAAGUGCAGAUAAAGGCAGUGACUGACGUAACUCCUGUCUGAAGAAACCUGAUCUUGCCUCUCACUCCCUCCACUCUGAGUUAGCACUUUCCCCGCGCUCCCAUCCAGUGCCUGCCGUCCCUGCUGUGCUCUGCAACUUGGCUCUGCCACCUCAUACCUUGGUUGUGCUACAGGGCGGCAUUCCAGAUGGCAAACGAGUUAAGGCCCUGCCCGUGUGAUAUUGGAGACAAGUUUGAUUAUGGCGGCUGUGGGCAAGAAGUACAAGUUGAGCAUAUCAAGGCGUAUGUCUCCAAACCCUCCGCCAGCACAGACAAAGCUGUGAUCGUGAUUCAUGACAUAUUUGGAUGGCAACUCCCAAACACAAGAUACAUAGCCGAUAUGCUAACAGCCAAUGGAUACGUAGCCAUCUGCCCAGAUUUUUUUGUGGGACAAGAAGCGUGGAAACCUUCAAAUGACUGGGCUUCCUUCAACGAUUGGCUGAAAACGCGAGAUGCCGGCAAAAUAGACAAAGAAGUUGAUGUUGUCCUUAAGUAUCUAAAGGAACAUUGUGGUGCAAAGAACGUUGGUGUAAUUGGGUUCUGCUGGGGUGGAGCAGCAGUACAACACCUGAUGCUGAAAAACCCUCAUUUAAAGACAGGAGUGUCUCUCUAUGGAGUGAUCAAGUUAUUUGAUGACAGAUGCAGUUUGCUUCACCCAACCUUCUUCAUUUUUGCUGAAAAAGAUGACAUCGUCCCUCUGGAGCAAGUUACUGUGCUGGAGCAGAAGCUUAAACAAAGCGCUAAAGUUGACUAUGAAGUUAAAAUUUACCCUGGACAGACUCAUGGUUUUGUGCACCGCAAAAGGGAAGACAUCAAUCCUCAGGAUAAACCUUUUAUUGAGGAAGGAAGAGAGGAUAUGAUCAACUGGCUGAAUAAAUACAUGUAGCAGAAAGCAAGUGCCCAUAAAACAAACCAGUGGCUUAUGAAAUCUGAAAAUAAUAAAGAUUAUAUUGAUUAAA